UCCCUACUUUUUUUUUGGUAACAGGACAAGAUCAAAUCAACAUGUCUAAAAAGAGGGACAGCUCUCAGUCACCAUUAUCACCAAGAAAAAUGAAAACAAACACUUCAUCUUUUAGAUCAUCAAAACAGCAAAAUGCACCUAACAUCACAGAGCCAUGUGUGGUACUUUCAACAUAUCAGAAUGCUGCAUCUCAUAUCGAAAUAAUUGGUGAAGAAAAUGCAGGUUGUCCAGUCUCUAUUCAUUUCUACUCUAGAAAUCCACAAGAUGUAUAUCAAAAGAACGGAGACAGAGAUUCCUAUACUAUCAAUAAUAUGACAUUCCCACUUUCAAUUGUUGGCCAGGAAAAUGAAAUCAUUCAAGAAAUGAAUUCAAAAUUUCCACUGACAGGGAAACUGAAAGAAGUAAUGGAGUUGACUGAUGUGUAUUUUGACUCCUUAUGUAACCUGAGAUGGUUUCCCAGAGCAAAAGCAAAAGAUGGACAUUGGAAAAUAACCGCAGAGCCUGUUCAAAUUCAGUUGCCAAAAGAAAACAGUGUACUUGACACAACAAUUGGAUGUCUUCUCCAAGAGAUGAUCACAAGCAUCCAAACUGCUUACGUGAAUAGAAUGGGUAAUCGUCAAGCUGUACAAGCUUGGAAUAAAAUGCUCUCUUUAAUAUGGCUACAUCCUUUGGAAAGAGGAAAACGAAGACAGUGUAUUGUAGGGGAAUCAAGAAGCCUCUUGGACUUUUACAGCUGUAAAUUAAAGAACGUGAAGAACUGUUUGCAACCAAAUAAAGGUGGUAAUCCAAAUUUAAACAGUGAAAUUGGCAGUGGCAGCUUUGAUUCUAAUGCCAAAGAUUGUGAAAAUGCAAUGUCUAAGCAGUAUACAGGGGCAGUUCAUACGAGUGUGUAUGAGAAAGGUGGAAGUUCACUGCCAACUAUUAAAUCUAAAAGUCCAGACUUAGUUAUUUGUGAUGAAGAUGGGACAAUGGUUCCAAAAUGCAUCGCUGUUGUAGAAAUUAGAUCAGAAUUAGAAAAGUAUCAGCAAGAUAGAGCAGAACGACAGGUCGUUGAAUACAUGCUCUGUCAUUUACGUUUCCAGUCUAAAAUACUUGGUGUUCUUGUGUUGUCAACAGGUUUCAAGUUGUUCAAGGCAGUAAAGAAUAGGAGUACAAAAAGAAUAAGAAUAAUUCAGAGCCAAUUUUCUAUUGUGGAUGAUUCUAAGGAAGAUAACUUUAGAACUGAUAUUUUCAAAAAAUUCAUUCAUCACUUGGUUGCAGCUUGUGAAGACAUUAGCAAUGAUAUUAACAUUUUGGAAGGAAAGUCUAGAUCUAUUUCUGUAAAAUCGUGAUAUUGAGUGUAAAAGGCUGGAAUAAAGAAAAAAAAUGUAAUUGUUUACACAGAUAGUUUAUAUGCUUCAUCAAGAAAUGUUAGAAGGCCCUUGUUUGUCCAUUCAUUUACAUGAUAUACAUACAAACAAAAUGUUUUUCCUUAUUUA
This is a messenger RNA of Mytilus californianus (California mussel), 1478 nucleotides long. RefSeq lists its product as uncharacterized. Lineage: Eukaryota; Metazoa; Mollusca; Bivalvia; Mytilida; Mytilidae. The coding region runs from base 42 to 1331 and encodes 429 amino acids. The record is from RefSeq and is a predicted model, not a curated record. The transcript is spliced from 3 exons.